This is a messenger RNA of Dipodomys spectabilis (banner-tailed kangaroo rat), 6664 nucleotides long. It is a transcript of the gene Lonrf2, whose product is annotated as LON peptidase N-terminal domain and ring finger 2. Gene Ontology annotation, molecular function: protein binding. The record is from RefSeq and is a predicted model, not a curated record. Lineage: Eukaryota; Metazoa; Chordata; Mammalia; Rodentia; Heteromyidae. Bases 1 to 3027 code for a protein of 1008 amino acids. The transcript has 13 exons.
AUGAACAGUGCGGAUUCUGGAAUAUGGAUGUGCAUUUUAUUGCAUCCCUAUCAGCGUAAAAUGAAUGCUGGUGGUGGUGAUGAGGAGAGCCACAGGUUGUCGGGGCAGCAGCGGGCAGAGCCAGCUGGACAAGCCCGCGCAGCGACUCCACCGCAGGCACAGGGCGCGCGCGCUCGCCCGAGGUGGGAGAGCCAGGAGGGAGGGCGGGAGGAGCGGGGAGGGGAAAGGAAGCGGGGAGGGAAGCGGGGAGCGGAAAGGGAUGGGGAGGGGGGGAUCGCCCCGUUUCCACAGCGACCUGGCUUACGUAAGGCGCCUCGCGUGGGCUGGGGCUCCGGCCGCGCGCGCAUCGCCUGCCCCGCCCCCGCCUGGCGCAGCUGCGGCUCGGUGCGGUCGCAGCUGCGCGCGGUCAGCGGUCCACGUCGCGCAGCCUGCCGGGCGGAGCCUGACGCCCGCCCCUGCCUCGCCCCCGCGCGUGGUCGCCGCGACCCGGAGCUCGCCGCCCCCAGACGCCGACAGCCGGAGGCGAAGGCGGCGGCCGCGCUCCUGCUGCCGAGCACCGUGUCCUCUCGCCAGCUCCCCGCCGGGGCCCGCGUCACCAUGAGCCCCGAACCGGUGCCGCCGCCGCCGCCACCACCACCACCGCCGCCGCCGGCUCAGGCUCAGGCCUCGGCCUCGGCCCCGGCUCCGGCCCCGGCCCCGGCCCCGAUCCCGGUCGCGAUCCCAAUUCCGGCUUCGCCUCACGUUCUGGUUCCGUCUCCGGCUCCGGCUCCGGCUCCGACUCCGUCUCCCCAGUGUUUCCGCUGCAGCUACGGAGAGCCGUUCGUCCGGCGGCUACAGAAGGGCAAUGAGGCCUUCCGCGCCGGGCAAUAUGAAAUGGCAGCCGAGCAUUUCCGCUCCUUGCUGGCCGGCUUGCCCAAGCCUGACCGCGGCCUGUGCCUGCGGCUGGGGGACACGCUGGCCCGCGCCGGCCGCCUCCCCGAGGCCCUGGGCGCGUUCCGCGGCGCCGCGAGGCUCGGGCCGCUGCGGCCCGAAGAGCUGGGGGAGCUGGCGUGCGGCCUGGCGCGCGCCGUGGGCCUGCGCGAGCGGCGGGUGCUGCUAGUGCCCGUGGCGAGGCCGAGCCGCGCGCUCCGGGCGCCGGGCGAGAGGCGGCCAUCGCCGGUGCCCCCGACCCCCCGCGCCCUGCUCAGCUGUCCGCGCUGCCGGAAACUGCUGUACAAGCCGGUGACCCUCCCCAACGGGGUGACGGUCUGCAAGCGCUGCGUGGAGCUGGGGUCGCCGCGGCCGCAGAUGCGACGCGUGAACGUGGUGCUGAGCGGCCUGAUUGAGAGGUGCUUCCCGGGCGAUUGCCGGCUGCGCAGGCUGGCGGGCCAAGCGCGGAAUCUGCAGCGCCAGCAGCAGCUGGACGCCGCGCUGCUCAAGUGCGAGCAGGCCCUGGCCCUGGCCCCUGAGGAUGACUCACUGCUGCUGCUUCGAGCAGAGCUGUGCUUAAUCAUGAAGAACUAUGAGCAAGCUCUGCAGGAUGCUGAUGUGGUUUGCCGGAAGGAGCCUCUCCUGACUAAGGGACACCACCUAAAAGCCCAGGCUCUGUCUGGAUUGGGACGAAGUAAGGAAGUGCUGAAGGAAUUUAUCUAUUGCCUCGCUUUAAAUCCUGAAUGUAACUCAGCGAAGAAAGAAACACAGAAGGUAAUAUGUGAAGUGUUUUUUCCACCUUCAGAAAACACAAAUCAAAACUCGACCUCUUGCACCCAUGGCAGAUACAAAGCUCACUGUGAUAGCCAGACAAACACCCAAGUGGAAGAAGACGAUGACCCAGGGAGCCCUGGGAACUCAUCUGAGAGAGUUGAUAUGUUUAGAAAUACAAAUUCUUCGGUUUUAUAUUUUAUACUGGGACUGCACUUUGAAGAGGAUAAAAAAGCAUUAGAAAAUGUCAUCCCAGUAGCACCCAGCACUGGUUUAAAGAGACAGCUUCCCAGUGACAUGGAGGAUGCGCACGGCCUCCCUGGGAAAAUUCCCAAGAAAGAUGCAGAUUGCCCACCUCAGAGGACUGUGAUUUCUAAGAUGGGAGAUGAUCUCGAAGACUUUACUGUUGACAUGACUGACUUUGAGUGUGCCCUUUGCAUGAGGUUGCUCUUUGAGCCUGUCACUACUCCUUGUGGACAUACAUUCUGCCUGAAAUGCCUUGAGCGCUGCCUGGACCAUGCUCCACACUGCCCACUGUGCAAAGACAAGCUUUCUGAGUUGUUGGCAACCAGAAAUUUUAAUAUAACUAUACUGGCCGAAGAAUUGAUAUUUCAGUAUUUGCAAGAAGAGCUGUCUGACAGAAAGAGAAUUUAUGAUGAAGAAAUGUCAGAACUAUCCAAUCUGACCAGAGAUGUGCCCAUCUUUGUGUGUGCCAUGGCCUUCCCCACAGUUCCCUGUCCCCUCCAUGUCUUUGAGCCCCGGUAUCGGCUUAUGAUAAGAAGAUGCAUGGAAACCGGCACCAAACGAUUUGGCAUGUGUUUAUCUGCUGAACAUGCAGGGAUUUCAGAGUUUGGCUGCAUGCUGGAGAUUAAGGAUGUGAGAACUUUCCCAGAUGGGAGCUCUGUUGUGGACGCCAUUGGAAUCAGUCGGUUCCGAGUUCUGAGCCACCGUCACAGAGAUGGCUAUAAUACAGCAGACAUUGAGUAUCUGGAAGAUGAAAAGGUGGAGGGGCCAGAGUAUGAAGAACUUACCACUCUUCACGAUUCUGUGUAUCAGCAGUCUGUGUCCUGGUUUUCUUCUCUCCAGGAUCACAUGAAAGAACAAAUUUUAAGUCAUUUUGGGGGAAUGCCAGACAGGGAGCCUGAGCCUCAGAGCAAUCCUAGUGGCCCGGCCUGGUCCUGGUGGAUCCUGGCAGUGCUGCCACUGGAGCGCAAGGCUCAGCUGGCCAUCCUUGGCAUGACCUCUCUGAAGGAACGUCUGCUUGCCAUCCGACGCAUACUAGUCAUCAUCACGCGUAAGAUGAAUAAUCGCCAAGAGGUGGCUCCCAACAAGGAGAGAAAUAACUGAUUUUCUUCUUCUGUUAUGGUUUCUGGAAGCCCCUGUCCAUUUAUGAGUGCCGGGCAUGGACAAGUACCCAUCAAUUAUUGUGCUCUGUAAAAUGUUCAUUGAUAAGAUUACCAAAUGGGACACUUAACCAAACACUUAAUACCCUCUCACAAUUGCCAAGUUUGUGCCUGGUGGAAUCUGUUGCUGUAAAAGGUUAGCCUGAAGUUCAGAUAGAGCCCAGGGUUGGAAAGCCACCUAAGAAAAUCACUUGGAAGCAGAUGUUUCAGGAGGUCACUGGCGGCAGGGAACAGCACAGAUGGCAUAUAGUGGCUUAGGGUCCACAAGAAAGGAGAAGCUGUUCUAGUCAGUAUCUCACCCUGCUAAAUGGAAAAAUGCAUGUAUCUGUGGCCAGACAAUAAGAGGAAAUCAUGUUUUCAUGUGGAAACAGAUGGGUUAGAACACAGGCUGACCAAAGAUGCACUUAGGCUUCGUGUGUUGCUGUAAAGUUGUCUGUGAACUUAAGGAAUCAAACCCUUGUCCAGUGCCAGGAGCUAAAAUGAGUCCUCACCCAAGAAGUAGCAAUUACUGGAUAGAACUGUGUUUACUGUCCUGUUUUAGUCCCAGGUGUUGUAAAUUGCAUGUUGUAUUCAUUAACAGUGUCAAAAAUACAAUACGUUUCAUGGAUAUAGCAAAGUUGGAGAAUAGUAUAGUGAACUUGAGACUAUAUUUACACACUCUGAAUAAACAGUGAGUUAAAACUAUAAAUGCAUUGGGAUGUCAAACAUGUAGCCAGACUAGUACAGAAACCCUUGAAAGUGUAACUGUUCUCAUCAAUUGAUUGCGUACUAAACAUUGAGGCCAGUCCUCUUUUUCUGCCAGGAUUUUCAUGAGAAAUUAGUCUCAUCAGUAAAAUUUAUGCUACUAUCCUUCCACUAAUAUAUGAAGACAUUAAAAAGCUGUCAUAAAUGGUAAAGUCUGUCUAUUCUGAGGAAAUGUACCAGAAUAUGCAAGAAUAGGUGGUUGAUAAAGGGUAAAUAUUUAGGUUUCUCCAAUACCAAACUAAAAUGGUGACUUUUUAAACAAAGUUUUAUGUUUAUUAGACCAUGAAUUACCAGUUAAAGAACAAUGGGUAUAACUUCCAACCUGUGAUGUAUGCUGGUAAUGCUGGUUGGAAUAACUAUCGAUCUGAGAUGUGCUCACUGUCCUAGCCAGGUGCUGAGAGUUUGCUUCUUAGUUUAUGAGGUGGGCAUCCACUGAAGGAAAGUGUGAACUAAUGGGCACAUGACAAUUGCGAGCUUUGCCCUCUUCAUUCAAGGUAUGUGAUCUUCAAGUUUUAAAAAGUGUAUUUCACAAUAGUAAAUGUCGAUGGGUUAUCAACCCAUUAAGCAUUAGAAAGACCUUAUAAUAUUUAUAAUUUGAUGUAUUGUAGGAGUUUUCAGCAGUUAAAACUUAAGUGAGGUCAUGGGAGUUAGAAAAUACAUUAGUGAAACUUAACUAUACAGCAGAACAUUUAGAAGUAUUUGUUGACUCAGUGUUUCAAGUACUUAUGUAGUAUUUUCUUAAGCCAUGUAGCCUAAUUAAUCUGACCACUUAAAAAACAAAACUGCUUUUCAUGUGCAGAGAUCUUUACUAGAAGCUAUUCCUAGAAAGUAAUAGAUAUUAGCCACUCUUCUCUAGAAUUUAUUUUAUAUUUUAAUAACAUAUAUGAAGAAUUGUAGCUAGACACCAGCGGCUCAUGCCUGUAAUCCUAGAGCUACUUAAGAGACUAAGAAAGAAGAUUGCUCUUCAAGGCCAGCCUGGGGGAAAAAAUUCCACAAGGGCAGGAGUACUACCCUUGUUGCUUCCUAAUAGAGGAGCUCGAUCCAGGAGGUGUUUGGGCAUGGAGGCUCUGGGUUGGUUAAUUUGCUUAAGGAAUGUGUGCUCUCAAGCAUCCUCUGCUAUGUAAGAAUUGACAAGCAGAUGGGAGAAUAUGAUAAAAGGGAUGACGUUGAUCAAGAUGCAGUGUACUCAUAACCUCAUGGAAUUGUAACCUCUUUGUACAGCUACUCAAUAGUAAACCAUAUAUAUAUUUUAAAGAAUUGACCAGCCCUGGUAGGGACAUUCUUUUCUUUGUCAGGAAAGCUCUGACAUAAAAAUUAUAACCAAAACAUCAAAAAUUAUAAAAACAUGAUUAGUUCAAACUUGUUCUAGUAUUUCUGGAGAGAGAUUUAUUUUUUCAAAAUGAUUUAACUGUUUUUUUGCAAAGGAGAACUGAAGAUUGUUGUAAGUUAAGUUUAACCAGGUUGAUUUCAGCAAGAAAUAGGUUCUAGAACCAGUCAGAACUCUAGACCCACACUCUAGACUGCCUCUCCCUAAGACAGUGAGUUGUUUUCCAAUCAGAAAAGCAGAUAUUAUUUGAUUGGUGCAGUCCAGUAUUUUCCUUAUCUGGGAGCCUUUCUUCUGGGAUUGGCUAGCAUUUCAGCUGCUAUGAUUGGUCAAGACCCAGUUGCUUGCUCACCAGGAUAUACACUUAAUUACAAUUUGCUCGAACAUCAAGCUAAGUUACAAUUAACUGUAUGUGGAGCUGUCCUAGACCAAAUUUCAUCAUCCAAGUAUGGAGUCAGUUUAAGACAACUAUAAUUUAAGAGUUCCCCACUUUGGGUCAUCCUUUUAGUCCUUACAGAGAUUAACCAAAACCAUAGUCAGGGGAAUGACACCAUUUUCUGCAUCUACCACAGUGAAUCUACUUGAUCAGCCUAGUUCAGAAUUGGCAAUUUAAUACUGUUCUAGAUGACUCUUACAUUUUUGUUAUUUCAUCUGCAAUGAAACCAUUUGAUAUUAAUACUAAAAUAUUGCAGUAACCAAAAGAAUGAACUCAAAGUGACACAGUUGCUCUCUCAGUCAAGUUAGGAACAUUAGCGCUGAAUUGUAUCCAGGUCUUAAUUUAUAAAAGUACUUAAAACUUCUAAGCACUACACGGUAUACAUUGCCAAGAAACUUUCCAGAAGGCAGCAGUGAGCUGAGCCAAAUAGAAGACCUGAACCAAUAAAGAGGCAGAACAGAAUAAGCAGAUUCUCCACAAACCCAGUGUAGGCCUCAGGAACUGGAAAUGAGGACCACUUACUGAUAUUUGAGCAAGAAUCAUUUCUCUACUUGCUCAUAAGACUGCCCAUAAAUAUAACCAAAGUGCAAUGGGAAAAGUGCUCUAACGUACUUUCUCUAUCACACAUUGAAGAUGUAUAACCACAUUUGUCAUUAAGGGCACCUUCUAAUUUUAGUCAAGUGGCAUAUAUAAUCAGUCAUUCAAAACCACGUAGACAGCCUGAGUAUAGGUUAACUAAAAGUACAAUAUAAGACAUGCCUCCUAGAUGCUACCUGGACAAAUUUUCUUCACUUUGUAACAACCAGGUUACUAUUGGAAAGGGCAGAGUGCUACUUCCAGCAAACCUAGGAAGCAAAGGCAGUAGUGAUGUUGAAGCUCUCCAUUUUUCCUUUGGAGUUUUGGAGUAUUUCCCAUCAGAAUCCUGAAGAAUAGAUAUUAAUGGAAUAGCUUCUUGAUUUUGUGGAGUUAGUCUACAGACUUAAUCAUUUUGGUUCUUGCUAGAGCAUAAAUCUUUGCAGACAUCAGCAGGUUAUUUCAUUGUGGGGAAAUGGAAGAGGUUAGAGGAGCCAGAAGAAA